Messenger RNA from Rangifer tarandus platyrhynchus (Svalbard reindeer), 3636 nucleotides. The record is from the annotation of a GenBank genome assembly. NCBI's taxonomy places the organism in Eukaryota, Metazoa, Chordata, Mammalia, Artiodactyla, Cervidae.
AUGGCACAGCUCGGGGAGCCCAUGGGAGCCUGGCUUGCCCUGGCCCUGGCCCUGGCUCUGGGCCUGAGUCCCAGCGGCGCAGCGGCCCCGGGGCAGGACUGCACGGGCGUCGAGUGCCCCCCGCUGGAGAACUGCAUCGAGGACACGCUGGAGCCGGGGGCCUGCUGCGCCACGUGCGUGCAGCAGGGCUGUGCCUGCGAGGGCUACCAGUACUACGACUGCCUGCAGGGCGGCUUCGUGCGCGGCCGUGUGCCCGCCGGCCAGUCCUACUUCGUGGACUUCGGCAGCACUGAGUGCUCCUGCCCUCCAGGUGGUGGCAAGAUCAGCUGCCAGUUCAUGCCCUGCCCAGAGCUGCCACCCAACUGCAUCGAGGCCGUGGUGGUGGCCGACAGCUGCCCGCAGUGCGGCCAGGUGGGCUGUGUCCGCUCCGGCCGCAAGUACGCCGCCGGCCACACCGUCCGCCUGGCGCCUUGCCGGGCCUGCCACUGCCCCGACACGGGCGGCGAGCUCAUCUGCUACCCGCUGCCCGGCUGCCAUGGAGACGCCGUCCCCGGAAACGCCUCAGACGCCGAGGAGGGGGACCCUGAGCGGCACUACGAGGAUCCCUACAGCUACGACCAGGAGGUGGCCGAGGCAGAGGCCCUGGCGGGCGAGCUCCAGGCGGGAGCUGGAGGCCCGGCCGCUCUGGGAGGCGGGGCUCAGCCGCCUUCGGCUCUCCAGGCCACCCCCUGGACGGCUGCCCUCCCCAGGCCCACGGCGGCCGCCGCCCUGGGUCCCCCGGCCCCCAUGCAGGCCAAAGCCAGGAGAGUGACAGAGGAUGGUCAGGAGGACGGGGAGGCACCGGCCGUCUGGGAGCAGCUGGCCGCAGGCGGCCCCCGGGGGCUGGACGGACGGCCCACGGCAGGCCCGAUCCCGGGUCACCCUGUCCGGGAGGAGGGGGCCGAGGCCAGGGCCGGGGUGGAAGAGAACCUCAUCCCCGACGUGCAGGUCACGCACCGCAGCGCCGGGCCCCCUCCCACGUUCAGCGUGCCCGACAUCCUCCCGACCGAGACCACACAGGGCCCCCCCGAGGGCCCCACGGAGCCCAGUGCUCAUGCCGCCCUGACCACACAUCACCAGGAGACAGCCCGCACCUCGCCCACCCAGGAAGUGCCCAAGCAGCCGGCCGGGCCCCGGUCCCGGCUGGAGGAGGAGGAGGAGGAGGACCCCAACUCCGUGCACUCUGUCCCGAGAGGCGGCCUGGAAGUGUCCACGAAGGACCUGAUCGAGACGUGCUGCGCGGCCGGGCAGCAGUGGGCCAUUGACAACGAUGAGUGCCUGGACAUCCCCGAGAGUGGCGCCGAGGGUGACGUGUGCAGGACGGCCCAGAAGCACUGCUGCGUGUCCUACUUGAAGGAGAAGAGCUGCAUGGCCGGCGUGUUGGGCGCCAAGGAGGGCGAGGCCUGCGGGGAUGAGGACAACGACACCUGCGGCGUCUCCUUGUACAAGCAAUGCUGUGACUGCUGCGGCCUGGGGCUCCGCGUGCGGGCUGAGGGCCAGUCGUGCGAGUCCAACCCUAACCUCGGCUACCCCUGCAACCACGUCAUGCUUUCCUGCUGUGAGGGUGAAGACCCCCUCAUUGUGCCCGAGGUCCGCCGGCCUCCAGAGCCCGAGGCCGUGCCACGGAGAGUUUCAGAGGCAGAGUUGGCGAGCCGGGAGGCCCUGUCGCUGGGCGCAGAGACCGAGCUGCCCAACAGCCUGCCGGGCGACGAUCAGGACGAGUGCCUGCUGCUCCCCGGGGAGCUGUGCCAACACCUGUGCAUCAACACCGUGGGCUCCUACCGCUGCGCCUGCUUCCCUGGCUUCUUGCUGCAGGAUGACGGCCGCACCUGCCGCCCAGAUGGCGGUGCCCCCAAGCCGGAGGCCGCCGAGGAGUCUGCACAGAGGCCCGAGUCCCCCCAGGUGGCCCCCAACACCAUCGCGCUGCCCGUGCCCCAGCCCAACACCUGCGAAGACAACGGGCCCUGCCAGCAGCUCUGCAGGGUGGUUGGGGACGCCGCCAUGUGCUCCUGCCUGCCCGGCUACGCCAUCAUGGCGGACGGAGUGUCCUGCGAAGACCAAGACGAGUGCCUGCUGGGCGCUCACGAUUGUAACCGGAGACAGUUCUGUGUGAACACCCUGGGAUCCUUCUACUGUGUCAACCACACAGUGCUCUGUGCCGAGGGCUUUAUCCUCAACGCACACAGGAAGUGCGUGGACAUCAACGAGUGCGUGACAGACCUGCACACGUGCAGCCGCCGCGAGCACUGCGUGAACACGGUGGGCUCCUUUCACUGCUACAAGGCGCUGACCUGCGAGCCGGGCUACAGGCUCCAGGAUGGCGAGUGCACAGACGUGGACGAGUGUGAGCUGGGCACGCACAGCUGCCAAGCCGGCGCCGUGUGCCACAACACCAAGGGCUCCUUUUACUGCCAGGCUCGGCAGCGCUGCCUGGAGGGCUUCCUGCAGGACCCCGAGGGCAACUGCGUUGACAUCAACGAGUGCACGUCUCUCUCCGAGCCGUGUCGGCCCGGCUUCAGCUGCAUCAACACGGUGGGCUCCUACACGUGCCAGCGGAACCCGGUGAUCUGUGGGCGCGGCUACCAUGCCAGCCAGGACGGGACCAAGUGUGUGGACGUGAACGAGUGUGAGACGGGCGUGCACCGCUGCGGCGAGGGCCAGGUGUGCCACAAUCUCCCCGGCUCCUACCGCUGCGACUGCAAGCCUGGCUUCCAGCGGGACGCCUUCGGCCGUGCCUGCAUCGACGUGAACGAGUGCUGGACGUCGCCCACGCGGCUCUGCCAGCACACAUGCGAGAACACUCUGGGCUCCUACCGCUGCUCCUGCGCCUCCGGCUUCCUGCUGGCAGCUGACGGCAAGCACUGUGAAGACGUGAACGAGUGUGAGGCCCGGCGCUGCAGCCAGGAGUGCGCCAACAUCUACGGCUCCUACCACUGCUACUGCCGGCAGGGCUACCAGCUGGCCGAGGAUGGGCACACCUGCACAGACAUUGAUGAGUGCGCCCAGGGCGCCGGCAUCCUCUGCACCUUCCGCUGCAUCAACGUGCCGGGGAGCUACCAGUGCGCGUGCCCGGAGCGUGGCUACACCAUGACGGCCAACGGCAGGUCCUGCAAGGACCUGGACGAGUGCGCGCUGGGCACCCACAACUGCUCCGAGGCUGAGACCUGCCAUAACAUCCAGGGCGGCUUCCGCUGCCUGCGCUUCGACUGUCCUCCGAACUACGUCCGAGUCUCCGAAACGAAAUGCGAGCGCGCGCUGUGCCACGACUUCCUGGAGUGCCAGAACGCGCCCGCGCGCAUCACGCACUACCGGCUCAACUUCCAGACCGGGCUGCUGGUGCCCGCGCACAUCUUCCGGAUCAGCCCGGUGCCCGCCAUCGCCGGCGACACCAUCGCGCUGACCAUCACCAAAGGCAACGAGGAGGGCUACUUCGGCACGCGCCGCCUCAACGCCUACACGGGCGUGGUCUUCCUGCAGCGCACCGUGCGCCAGCCACGCGACUUCGCGCUGGAUGUGGAGAUGAAGCUCUGGCGGCAGGGCUCCGUCACCACCUUCCUGGCCAAGAUGCACAUCUUCUUCACCGCCUUUGCCCUGUGA